This is a messenger RNA of Camelina sativa (false flax), 1501 nucleotides long. Lineage: Eukaryota; Viridiplantae; Streptophyta; Magnoliopsida; Brassicales; Brassicaceae. The record is from RefSeq and is a predicted model, not a curated record.
UUGAGAAAGUACGACACUUAAGUUAUGAAAAGGAUUGAGACAAUAAACCCAAAUUAACAGGGAAGUUCACGUGAAGAGGGCAAUGAACCUAUAGAUAUAGGAGUCUAUCCUUCUUCACUUUAUUAUAGCUAUCGAAAGUCUACGGUGUCAAUUGUGAUUACUGAUUAGACGUACGUCUCUUCUUCUUGUUUCUUUGUCUUCUAUCACUCUAUUAUUCGUUGACCAUUUUACCUCCAGAGAUAAUGUAUACUCAUUUAUAUCAUACUUAAUCACAAAUACUGUAAGGAUCCAAAGCUAAACCCUACUCAUGAAUUCUAACGGAUAACAAAAGGAAAGAAAGCAAACAAAAUUCUAGCAUCAAUAUAUACCUAGCCAUUGUCUUACAGAACUUAUUCACCUACUCAUCCACUAAAAAACUUGUAUCCGUAGAUCAAAUAUUGAGAGAAACUAAACCAGAAAUGGAGUAAUUAAACCAGAAAUUAAAAGAAAACCUAACCCUAGAAACUAAGUGUAGAGGGUAAUAAAUAUUGGAAAGAACAAAAAAAUGAAGUAAAUAGGUGUGGGUCCAUGUUUAUGAUGGCAUGUGACAAACAAUCAAAGCCCACACCAUUAAUUGGAGAUUGAAGAAGAAACAAUGCUUUUGUAACACCACUUCAAUUCCUUUUUUCUCUUGUUUCCUAUUCAGUACUGUGUCCUGAGGACUGCCCAUAACUUGUUUUGUCUUUUUAUCUCAGUUUCCACAUGAAAAAAAGAAUCAACUCAGGACAAAGAAGAAUGAUUACCAUGAAAUCUAAGUGUUAGUAUUAGUUUUUGCUAUAAGACAUUCGCAAUUUUUACUGUAGGAUAAGUGAAGACGCUUUUGGCCACUAUUAUAUAAAUAACCUGUCUGCAAUGCCGCAAUGUGGAGCUUUCUUCACCAACUAAAUAAUCAUUUCGCUUCAUUGAAUGAAAAAAUGAGUCCUCUCUGCAGAUAAAUUUACAUACAAAAGACAUUAGAAAACAACAAAAAUUCCACAGAGAUAGAGAGAGGAAGAGCCUUGAAAUAUUUUAGAUUUCAGAAUACAUGGGUGGUGCUACAAGCAAGCAGGAGAGACACAGUUCUAGGAGACGGAUCAAGGUGAAAUCGAAUGAACAGAUAUGGAGACCAACAAGAAAAGAGCUUGAUGAGAAAGAGAGAGUGAUUGUGGCUCUGAAGACGGCAGAGAAAGAGUGGAGGAAAGAGAGGAAGAGACUGAGAGAGGAAGUGAAGAGGCUGAGGCAGAAGAUGGAAGAGAAAGAAGAAGCAAAAGCGAAACAACACGAGUGGGAAUGGGUCGUGGAACAGAUGUGUGUAGAGAGAGCCGUGAGGGAAGAGGCUGUGGAGAGGUGGAAACAGCUCUAUUUCGCUAUCAAGAAUGAGCUUGAUGAUCUCAUCCAGACAACAUAUGGUAAAACUUUUCACAACANUGUCCUGAGGACUGCCCAUAACUUGUUUUGUCUUUUUAUCUCAGUUUCCACAUGA